This is a messenger RNA of Aspergillus candidus, 1037 nucleotides long. Its product is annotated as DnaJ domain protein. NCBI's taxonomy places the organism in Eukaryota, Fungi, Ascomycota, Eurotiomycetes, Eurotiales, Aspergillaceae. The transcript has 2 exons. The coding region runs from base 63 to 1037 and encodes 324 amino acids. The record is from RefSeq and is a predicted model, not a curated record.
CAUACAACAACCUUCAACAUCCAGGUCUUCCCUUCCAUUAUUCUCCUGCCUACCUCAGAGGCAUGCUAUUUCCUCGCGUGAGGAUCUCCUUCAUCCGACUCCGCCACCCUUCGCCCCUCGACUCUCUCCGCGCGGGUUCACCCUCCUCCUCCAGCUACACCACACCCUUCAGCACAUCCUCACAAUGCCGCGCAACAAGUCGAGAACCGACCCUAUAUGAGGUCCUCGACGUCCCCAUAACAGCCACCACCGCCGAAAUCAAAAAACAAUUCUACUCCCUCUCCCUCCGCCACCACCCGGACAGAAACCGCACAGACCCGCACGCAACAAACCGCUUCUCCCGCAUCUCCUCCGCCUACAGCGUCCUCUCCAACGCCGCCAAGCGCUCCACCUACGACCGCGAACACGGCAUCGCCGCCCACCUCGCCUCAACCCACAGCACCGCCCACCCAGGCCAACACCCCAUGGGCAGCCACAGCAGCUACGGCGCAAAUCUCCACAACCACGGCGGCGGCGGGUCCUACGCUGGUUCCCGCCCAGCUAGCGGGCUCAGUAAACGCCGGGGUGCGUUUCGCGGGCCACCGCCUAGUUUUUACGCUCAUGGGGGGUACGGGAAUCGUAAACCGCCGCAUGGGGCCAGUGCUGGGUUCGCUGGCGCUGGGGCGGGUGCGGCAGGAGGAGGGACGGGGGGGACGGGCAAAACCGGCAGUCGCAGCGACGACGACCACACAGACUUCAUCAAUCGCAACCCGGUGAAUCACUUCAACGCGCGGGGCCACUACCGCACGCAGACGGCGGAGGAUAAGCGGAGACAGCAGCGGCAAACGCGCGCGCGGAACGCUGCGAUUCGAGAGCACGAGAUGGGUAGCUCGGCGGACUUUGCGUUUCGGUUUAUUGUUGUUUGUGGGAUUUUGGUUGGGGCGGGGGCUUUGGCUGGGUGGCCUGGGGCGAGUGGGAAGCCUGGUGUGGGUGGGAGUGGGAGUGGGAGUGGGAAGUUGGGAGGUGGGGAGAGGAGGGAUGGGGGUUUGGCUGGGUAA